This is a messenger RNA of Cryptomeria japonica (Japanese cedar), 1379 nucleotides long. RefSeq lists its product as uncharacterized. The record is from RefSeq and is a predicted model, not a curated record. The coding region runs from base 1 to 1008 and encodes 335 amino acids. Lineage: Eukaryota; Viridiplantae; Streptophyta; Pinopsida; Cupressales; Cupressaceae. The transcript is spliced from 2 exons. Gene Ontology annotation, molecular function: nucleic acid binding; zinc ion binding.
AUGCGUCUCGAUGAUUUUGCUUCUAUAUGGUGGAAGUUAGAGGAAGAGAAGAUUGGUCUGAAUAUCAAUACUGUUUCUUGGGAGAUCUUCUUAGAGAGGUUCAGGGCACGGUUUCUUUCACCGCAGUGGAGACAGACUCGGGCAGAUGAGUUCUAUUCAUUGCGACAGUUUGGUAUGUCAGUUGACCAGUUCGAGCAUAGAUUCUAUGAGCUGAAGCAGUAUGCCGGGAUUGGCAACGAUGAGGCUAUGCUCGUACAGCAUUUCUUGAGAGGUCUUAACGACCGCAUUAGUGGAGGGGUUAGAGUUUUUGAGCCAGUUUCAGUGGAGGCAGCGGUGGCGAAAGCCAGAUUGGUGGAGCAGAACCUCAUCCGUGCACAUGGUGGACAGGCAGGAGUUCAGAUAGGGAGUGUUCCUUCCAGUGGGAACAGAGCUCGUGGGAAUCAGUCCCAGUCAGCGGCACCAUUCAGGACUCCUCAGGCACCCGCUAAGGGUGGACAGCAGCAGCAGCCGCAGCAGCAACCGCAGCAGCAGAAACCGAAACAGUCUCAGGGCCAGCAGGGUGGCAACCCUCCUCAUAGAAGAAACAGGAACUGGCGGAGAAGCAAACAGGGUUUUCCAGGACAGUCUUCUCAGAGUGCAUCACAGGCCCCUAGUAGGGGAAGCUUUCAGCAGUCCAGUGGGCCGACUGGAGGUAGAGGACCUGGUAGAGGAGCUUGCUACUCUUGUGGGCAGUAUGGUCAUAUAGCCGUGCAGUGUCCUCAGCGUAUCCACCAGACAGGGAAUCAGGGGCCAGUUGCAUCAGAGCCUACAGUAGGGGAUGCCGGUAGGACCCACAGAGUGUUUGCAGCGGUUGAUAACCGCCAGGCUGAGCAUCAGGGGACAGUUAUUGAGGCCGCAGGUCGAGGACGGGCAGCUUUCUAUGGAGCCCGUGCGCAUUCUUCAGCGUCGGGAUUUGACCCUCAGGGGACGCACCAUCGACCAGGUAAGGGUCCUAUGGGACCCAAAUGAUGAGACCUCGGCGACAUGGGAGGAUGCAGCGAAGAUGAGAGAGCUCUAUCCUUAUCUGUUUUAGGCUUCCAGGAGUAAGCCUAGUUUUGUGGGGGAGAAUGUAGUACCCCGUUUUGAUCGGACUUAUUAGACUGAUUUUGUGUUUCAGUUUACUUUUCAGUUGGCACUUGAUUGCUCGUCAUUUUGCAGACAUAUUUGAUAUUAUAUCAUGUUUAUCUGGAUAUUGGAUGCAUGAGUUACUUUCAGUAUUUCAGUAUUGGUGAUUUCUAGUGUUUCGUGGAUUAUUGCUCGUACUGACAUUUUACUUUAUCUAGUUGAUGUGUCAUAUAUAUGUUGCGUGUUUGCUACUGUAUUGGAUGCAAGGGGACGAU